CAUUAAUCCGACUUGUAAGGAGGGCCCCGACGCUCUCAUAAAGUCAGCAUUCAUUGUUCAAGUUGACUGUCAACAUCAAAGCUUUGUAGCUAGUUAUAGUUCUGCUAUGUCGCUUAUGCAUUACAACUGAAGAAUUCAUGCUGACAGGCGUGCGUCCGCCUGCCGCGGGCGACAUGGGCACUACACCUGACGUUGACUGUUGCCCACAUAGAUUACUUUGAGACACAACUUUAGGAUGGACAGAAUCCUGAAGGCCAGCUACGGCGACAGGGACCAGCGGGAGCUGAAUGCCAUCGCGCGCGCUCCCUCCGCGAGGGCCUUGGAGGUGCAGGCAGGCUAUCGGGAGCGGCGAGCUGCGAACCCUCGGCAAGAGGCGCCGCCGCCGCCCGUUGCCGGGGGGCCGCUGUUCUGGGACCCCAAAGCCCAGGGCACGCCGUACGGGCUGCACAACGCCUACCGCUCGCCAGCCAAGGGGGCGCGGGUGGAGAUCCGGCCGGGCGUGUUCCAUAUCGUGGACAGCCCAGGGGGUGGCGGCGGCGGAGGCGGGGGCGGAGGGGGAGGAGGCGGCUCGCCCGCUCCCGCCGGAGUCGGCCGCGGCGCGCGGCCCAGCAGCGCACCGCCGGGGCGGGGCCGGGUGGCGGGCGGCGGCGCAGCAGGAGGAGGGGGAGGUGGAGGUGUGGUGGGCGGCGUGGGCCCUGCCCCCAGCACGGUGGCUCUGCUGCCCAAGGUGGCGGAGCUGGAGGAGGUCAUGCGGGACACACUCAGGCGGGCGGCGGCGGUGCACAUCAAGGAGCGCACCGUGUUGCUGCGCGCCUUCGCCACCGAGCUGGGCAAGAGGCACCCAGAGCUGGGGCCGCGGGACAAGGUGACCCCGGCCCAGUUCGCCACGGUGUGGUCGCGCUUCGGCCUGGCGCUGCCGCCCGACCUCACCGCCGCCUUCUUCGACAAGUACGGCCGCGACGCGCGCGGGCUCAUGCCCGUACUGAACUUCACGGACGCGCUGGUGAUGGGCGGUCCGCGGCUGGACAUGGCGGCGGCGGAGGGCGGGCGCGUGCAGAGGGGCGCAUACCUGCCCGGCAAGCCCGCCACACACACCGGCAAGAUACUGUACCCCGAGUGCAAGAAGGGCGUGUGGCCGCCCAGCAACUGGGACCCCCGCCUGGCCGAGCGCUCCGCCACCCCGCCCGAUGUGCGCCUGGCGCUGGAGUUCGUGCACGGCUACGACGGCCACAUCGCCACGGCGCCCAACAUCUUCUACACGGCCUCGGGCGAGGUGGUGUACAAUGUGGCGGGCGUGGGGGUGGUCUACAACAAGCAGCAGCACACGCAGCGCUUCUUCCUGGGCCACGACGACGACGUGUUGUGCACCGCCAUACACCCCGACCGCACCACUGUGGCCACGGGGCAGCUGGGCAAGAGCCCGUGCGUGUGCGUGUGGGACAGCGUCACGUGCCGCCAGAUCGCCAGGCUGCCCUUCAGCCGAGACGACCGCGGCAUUCAGGCCCUGGCCUUCUCGCCCGACGGCUCCCGCCUGGCCGCCGUCGCCACCGACAACUCCCACUGCCUGCACCUGUGGGACUGGGCGCGCGCGCGGCCGCUGUGCCAGCCGCGCAAGAGCCAGCCGGGCGCGCCGCCGGCCGUGUACGGCGUGGUGUGGAGCAAGUACGAGCCGGACAGGCUAGUGACGUACGGCCAGAACCACAUCAAGUUCUGGCGCCUUGGCCCCGACCCGCGCAACCCCGCCGCCCUGUCCCCCAUCAGCGAGGCGGGCAUGUACAGUCUGGGCAAAACACACACGGUCACGGGCGCCGUGUUCCUCAGGAGCGGCGUCGUGCUCACGGGCAACGAGUCGGGCUGCAUCUGCACCUGGAAGGGGGUGCGGCUGUCGCGUGAGACGCAGGCGCACGGCGCAGGGCCGCCCACCCGCCGCCCCGACGGCAAACCCAGCCACGGCGGCGUGAGGGCGCUGGUGCUGCAGAGCGAUGCAGUGCUGCUCAGCGGCGGCGCGGACGGUGCGGUGCACGUGUGGGACGUGUCCAGUGGCGACCUGGGGCCACUGCUGCGGCGCUUCCCACUGCUGCGGCCAGACCAGGUGGGCACCACCACGCCGCCCGCCAUUCGCGGCCUGGACUGCGCCCCCGACAUACCCGAGAUGUUCGUGGCGGGCGUGGCCAGCUGUGACGUGUGGGAGGUGGACAAGGACCCCGAGGUGCUGGUGUACGGCCAACAGGCCGACCUGUACGGCCUGGCCACCAACCCCGCCUUCCCGCACGUGUACGCCACCUGCUGCGACAGCGACUGCGUCACCGUGUGGAGCUCGGCCACACGCAAGGGGUUUCCGGUCAUGGGCAUUUGGUUCCCCGACAGUGACGGCACUGACAUCAACUCCGUGCAUGCAUCGCCCUCGGGCCGCUACGUUCUGACUGCCGACGACCACGGCCACGUGCGGCUGCUCCACUUCCCCUGUGUGGUGGCGGGCGCCCCCGCGCACGUGUACGGCGGGCACUGCAGCCACGUGAUGAACGUGCGCUGGGCGGCGGACGAGAGCUACGCGGUGUCUGUGGGCGGCAAGGACCGGGCUGUGUUCCAGUGGCGGGUGGUGCGGCGGGCUGAGCGGGGGCGGCACGAGAAGGACGACAAGGGCCUGAUAUGGAUGGCACCGCACUCGGCCUCGCCGCCCCCGCCCCUGCAGCAGUACGCCGCACCCUACGCCGGAGGCGGCGCCGGAGGAGGCGGCGGGGGAGGCGCAGGCGGGGGAGGCGGAGGAGGAGGAGGCGGCAGCCCGGCUCCGCCGUGGGCGCGUGCCGGCGCCGCGGCCGGUGCAGCAGGGGCGUACGGCCGAGGUGGCGGGGGCGCGGGCGGGGGCGGGGGCGGCGCGGCGGGGGAGUACGCGGGCGGCAUGUCGCCUGGGAUGAGGGGUGCGGCGGCGGCAGCGAUGGGGCAGCGGCGGGCCGUGUCGGCGCAGCGGCGGCGGUGACGUGUUAACCCCUGAGUCCGCCCCUGGGCCCGGCCCUGGCCCCGCCCGCGUGUCGGCAGUAGCGCCGCCGGGGGGGGUUUGCGCGGUGGAACAGGUCCAGGGGCACGGUCGCCAGGGAUCGAGCGUGUGUGUGUGCUUGUGUUAAAGAGCACAAGGAAAACAUUGCGCAAAGACAGUGUAUGCGAUGCAGCAAAUGUGUCUGUGUGUGUGUGCUUGUGUGUGUGUGUGUGUGUGUGUGUGUGUGUAUCUGCGUUGUAGGAGUUGUUGCGGGGGAGCGGCCUGCAGGCGCGGCUGGCUGACGAGGGGACCUCUCGACCUCGUGAGCUGUUCAGGGACCGGGAAGCGGGGGCGGUGGGGGUGGGGGCAGGAACCCGAGUGGCGCGUGUGGUGGACUGCGUCAUACGUGCUGGUGGACUGCGUCAUACGUGCUGGUGGACUGCGUCAUACGUGCUGGUGGACUGCGUCAUACGUGCUGGUAGGCACUGCGGUGUGGGAAACAGUCUGGAGUGUGUCGGAGUGCGAAACUCGCGGCGGCGCGGAAACAAUGACACCGGACCGGACGGGAGGCAACGGAGCACACUGGAUGAUCGGAGCGGGUUGCGAACUCUUGCGUCUGAUCUGCUUUCCCUUUAGUAGCUGCUGACACGGACACGAUGUGAAUGUCUGGUUGCCUGAUACGGAACACGAAAGGGUGGGUGCAACGAUGCGUACUGCGGACUCUGAACGCCUUAAAAACAGAAG
Messenger RNA from Chlamydomonas reinhardtii, 3718 nucleotides. RefSeq lists its product as uncharacterized. The record is from RefSeq and is a predicted model, not a curated record. Gene Ontology annotation, molecular function: microtubule binding. The transcript is spliced from 22 exons. The coding region runs from base 236 to 2977 and encodes 913 amino acids. NCBI's taxonomy places the organism in Eukaryota, Viridiplantae, Chlorophyta, Chlorophyceae, Chlamydomonadales, Chlamydomonadaceae.